Molecule: messenger RNA, 876 nt
Organism: Strongylus vulgaris
Lineage: Eukaryota; Metazoa; Nematoda; Chromadorea; Rhabditida; Strongylidae
Source: the annotation of a GenBank genome assembly
GAAUCUGACAAUUGCUUGCUGUUGUUCACAAAAAGAGAGAAGUUAUCGGAAGCAUGGUGUUGUUGUUUUGGACGAGUCAUGGUGUUAGACCCAAUUUUCGAAGGCAAAAAAUUGAAAGCAGGAGAUUGGUUAUUUCCUGAUUUGUUCAAAGGAGUUGAGCCUAUUUACGUAGUCAAGAAAAUCAUUGCACUGUCACCCCCUCUAGCUUAUACUAGUUGCUUUAUGAACGAAAUAAAGGUUGAAUUUGAUUGUUGUGCUAAAUGUGUUCGAAAUCUUGACGACAGUAAAGUAAUCUACGAAGAUCGCUUCCUUGGAAAUAUAGUAAUGUCUUCAGAAGAUUACCACAAGCUUCGUUUAAUGCGGAUGGUGUGCCUUUUGCAGUUCAACCAUGAGAGCCCUUAUCAAAGACCAUGGACAUUAGUGAAGUUCCUGCGUGAGCUAGCAGUUGACGAGGAGUUUCCAAUGUUGUCUUUUGAAUGUAGUUCUAGUGAUAGCGAGCGACGCAAGAAUCGCCCCCAUCGAGUUUCUCGAGAAGGAAUCGGAUGGGAAAGAGGAAACGAGAUCCCAUAUCCUCCUAAUAGACUUGACGAGCCGUCGUCUCCAGAAAGUGCGCACAGCACGGAGGAUCGCUAUCCACCUCUGGAGGAGGCGUUGGAUAUUGUCGGCAGCCUUUUGGGUAUGAGGGAAAUUUAUGAAGUGAUUGAACGACGAAGUCCAUGGUUGCUCACAAGAAUGCAUAGAUUUUUAUUGUCACAAGAUGAAGAAGCCAAUUUUCGCAAUGCUCCUUACCAUGAUGUGAGUUUGAAGUACCUAGAGGAUGGUGAAGAUGUAUCUGCAUUCUUUCUCACUCUCUCUCCAGCUGACUUCAACUUAUAG